Messenger RNA from Sclerotinia sclerotiorum 1980 UF-70, 111 nucleotides. RefSeq lists its product with no specific name. Lineage: Eukaryota; Fungi; Ascomycota; Leotiomycetes; Helotiales; Sclerotiniaceae. The coding region runs from base 1 to 111 and encodes 36 amino acids. The transcript has a single exon. The record is from RefSeq and is a predicted model, not a curated record.
AUGUGGUUGUGUAUGUGGCGUUUUGUAAAACAGAUCGAAUUAAAAUCAGAGGAUUUACCUCGAGUGAGAGAAAUGGAAUGCGGUAACGACGUAGGAGCAUCGGAAGAGUGA